ACUGAGGCUGCCGGACUACGUGGACGUGGACGUAAAAGCUCAGGCGUAGCAUUGAGAGGAAGCGGCCCUGCUUGAGAGGAUGGCAGAGGUGGAAGCGGCGCAGCUGAAGGAGGAAGGGAACCGGCAUUUCCAGCGCCAGGACUACAAAGCGGCCAUCAAGAGCUACAGCCAGGCCCUGAAGCUGACCAAGGACAAGGCGCUGUUGGCCACGCUCUAUCGGAACCGGGCCGCCUGUGGCCUGAAAAUGGAGAGUUACGCGCAGGCAGCUUCAGAUGCCUCAAGAGCCAUCGACAUCAACUCUUCAGACAUCAAGGCUCUGUAUCGGCGAUGCCAGGCCCUCGAGCACCUGGGGAAGCUGGACCAGGCCUUCAAGGACGUGCAGCGCUGUGCCACCCUCGAACCAAGGAACCAGAACUUCCAGGAGACACUGAGGAGACUCAACACCAGCAUCCAGGAGAAGCUCCACGUGCAGUUCUCCACAGACUCCAGGGUACAGACAAUGUUUGAAAUCCUCCUGGACCAAAACAGUGAAACGGAGAAGAGAGAAAAGGCUGCCAACAACCUCAUCGUCCUGGGCCGGGAGGAGGCUGGGGCUGAGCGGAUCUUCCAGAACAAUGGGGUGGCCCUGCUGCUGCAGCUUCUGGACACCAAGAGGCCUGAGCUGGUGCUGGCUGCUGUGCGGACCCUGUCGGGCAUGUGCAGUGGCCACCAAGCUAGGACCACAGCCAUUCUGCACGCAGUCCGCAUAGACCGAAUCUGCAGCCUCAUGGCCGUGGAGAAUGAGGAGACGUCUCUGGCCGUCUGCAACCUGCUCCAGGCCAUCAUGGACUCCCUGUCUGGGGAGGACAAGCGGGAGCAUCGAGGGAAAGAGGAGGCCCUGGUUCUAGACACCAAGAAGGACCUGAAGCAGAUCACCAACCACCUGCUCGACAUGCUGGUUAGCAAGAAGGUGUCUGGUCAGGGCAGGGAUCAGGCGCUGAAUCUGCUCAAUAAGAAUGUUCCCAGGAAGGAUCUGGCCAUUCACGACAACUCACGAACCAUCUAUGUGGUGGACAAUGGCCUGAGGAAGAUCCUGAAGGUCGUAGGGCAGGUUCCAGACCUGCCCUCCUGCCUUCCCCUGACAGACAACACCCGCAUGCUGGCCUCCAUCCUCAUCAACAAACUCUAUGACGACCUGCGCUGUGACCCAGAGCGCGAGCACUUCCGCAAGAUCUGUGAGGAGUAUAUCACGAGCAAGUUUGACCCGCAGGACAUGGAUAAGAAUGUGAAUGCCAUCCAGACUGUGUCUGGGAUCUUGCAGGGGCCCUUUGACCUGGGCAAUCAGCUGCUGGGAAUGAAAGGUGUGAUGGAGAUGAUGGUGGCGCUGUGUGGCUCGGAGCGCGAGGCGGACCAGCUGGUGGCCGUGGAGGCCCUCAUCCACGCCUCCACCAAGCUCAGCCGGGCCACCUUCAUCAUCACCAAUGGAGUGUCGCUGCUCAAACAGAUCUACAAGACCACCAAAAACGAGAAGAUCAAGAUCCGCACACUGGUGGGUCUCUGUAAGCUCGGAUCUGCAGGCGGCACAGACUACGGUCUCCGACAGUUUGCUGAAGGGUCAACCGAGAAGCUGGCCAAGCAGUGCCGCAAGUGGCUGUGCAAUGCCACCAUAGACACCCGGACCCGGCGCUGGGCAGUGGAGGGCAUGGCCUACCUCACACUGGACGCCGAUGUGAAGGAUGACUUUGUCCAGGACAUCCCUGCGCUGCAGGCCAUGUUCGAGCUGGCCAAGACCAGUGACAAGACCAUCCUGUACUCGGUGGCCACCACCCUGGUGAACUGUACCAACAGCUACGAUGUCAAGGAAGUCAUCCCUGAGCUGGUGCAGCUUGCCAGAUUCUCCAAGCAGCAUGUGCCUGAGGAGCACCCCAAGGACAAGAAGGACUUUGUGGACAUGCGUGUGAAGAGGCUCCUGAAGGCAGGUAUCAUCUCGGCCCUGGCCUGCAUGGUGAAAGCAGACAGCGCCAUCCUCACUGACCAGACCAAGGAGCUGCUGGCCAGGGUGUUCCUGGCACUGUGUGACAACCCAAGGGACCGAGGCACCAUUGUGGCUCAGGGUGGAGGCAAGGCCCUGAUCCCCCUGGCCUUGGAGGGCACAGAAGUGGGCAAGGUGAAGGCAGCCCAUGCCCUUGCCAAGAUCGCCGCUGUCUCCAACCCAGACAUCGCCUUCCCUGGGGAACGGGUGUAUGAGGUGGUGCGGCCCCUGGUAAGUCUCCUGGACACCCAAAGGGAUGGGCUUCAGAACUAUGAGGCUCUCCUAGGCCUCACCAACCUGUCUGGACGGAGUGACAAACUCCGGCAGAAGAUCUUUAAGGAGAGAGCCUUGCCGGACAUCGAGAACUACAUGUUUGAGAAUCACGACCAGCUGCGGCAGGCAGCCACCGAAUGCAUGUGCAACAUGGUGGUCAACAAGGAGGUUCAGGAGAGGUUCCUGGCAGAUGGGAAUGAUCGGCUGAAGCUUGUGGUGCUGCUCUGCGGGGAAGAUGAUGAAAAGGUGCAGAAUGCAGCUGCUGGGGCCCUGGCCAUGCUGACAGCAGCACAGAAGAAACUGUGCCUCAAGAUGACCCAAGUGACACCUCAGUGGCUGGAGAUCCUACAGCGGCUUUGCCUGCAUGACCAGCUCUCAGUCCAGCACCGGGGCCUGGUCAUCGCCUACAACCUGCUGGCGGCUGAUGCCGAGCUGGCCAAGAAGCUGGUGGAGAGUGAGUUGCUGGAGAUCCUCACAGUGGUGGGCAAACAGGAGCCAGAUGAGAAGAAGGCGGCGGUGGUUCAGACCGCCCGGGAAUGUCUCGUCAAGUGCAUGGAUUAUGGCUUCAUUAAGCCAGUGUCGUAGACAGGGGGCCACUGGAGUGCUGGGGCUGGUCCUAUACUGGGCAGAUUCCUGAGCUGGGUACUCCUGGAGUGCCAGUUCACCUAGGGAUCACAGCAGUGACAGUGAAAUCUCAGUAUGAUGGAAAGACCUGAUUGUACCCUGGAUUGUGAAUCCUCUUUGUCCUGGGAAAGUUUGAUUUUUUUCACUGGCUUUUUUUUUUUUCCUCUCUGUUUCCUUAUUAUGCUUUAGAAAUUCCUAGAAUAAUUCUUUUCAUGAUUAGAAGACAGGUUGGAUAAUUCUUUCUGUUCCUGCUUAAAGGCCAGAAUAUUGAAGUGUGGUAAGGUAAGAACUAACAGAUGUGUGACCAUAGAGAUUAAAGCUCAUGUAUUUGAAUGCUGGUCUGUGAUGGUUUUACACCCUCCCUUACAUACCAUGCCCGGAAGUGCAUGUUUCAGCUGCAGUGCCCUGUCCUGGUUCCAUACUCUUCCCCACAUGGUGGAAAUGUAGUUUAUGUUCAACUGUGUGUCUUUGCGAUUUUCUUGGUAAAGUCUUCCAAGCAAGGUGGACAUGGUGAAUAUAAAUAAGACCAGUUCAAAGUACUUCAAGCAGAAAAUGAUCUACUGAUGCAUGUAUCUUGGCCACUCAGAGAGAGCUGACACUGUAUGACCCAGUGGUUCAAAUGUCACCACCAAUAUUACUCUGUCUUUUCCCCCUCUCAUCUCUCCUCUUCAAAUCUUGGAUCUGUUUACUCCCAGAGGUGUGAGUGCCCCUCAGCCUCACCACCUGCUGUUCACACCCUUUGACUUCCUGGGCCUACUCCAGUGUCAGGGUAGGACUCCCAGAGAGGAGCUGGAACCUUGAGAAAACAUUUAUUUGAUUUUAUUUUCUCUGAUCCCCAAAUACCAGCUCCUGUCCCCAUUGGUGGCCAAACCUCAGGGCCUUGGUAGGGCUAAGAUUCUCUGCCUUAGAUGCAUGUGCUUGAAGAUUUCAGCCACAAGGAAUAAAGAGCAGGAGGAAGACUUUUUCUUGAGGGGAGGGAGAGACAGAGACAGAGACAGAGAUUUUGCAGAAAGAGGCUUGAUUUCCUACUUACUUCUCCCCCUGCCCCAUACCCACAGGCACACCUUCCCCAGGUCCAGGAAGGGGACAGGGUGGCCCUAGACAGUUUGAACAGCAACCCACAGUCAGGUAGAAGACUGACCCCAC
Fukomys damarensis (Damara mole-rat) is the source of this 4054-nucleotide messenger RNA. It is a transcript of the gene Unc45b, whose product is annotated as unc-45 myosin chaperone B. Gene Ontology annotation, molecular function: Hsp90 protein binding. NCBI's taxonomy places the organism in Eukaryota, Metazoa, Chordata, Mammalia, Rodentia, Bathyergidae. The coding region runs from base 80 to 2869 and encodes 929 amino acids. The transcript is spliced from 20 exons. The record is from RefSeq and is a predicted model, not a curated record.